GUUGCAUUAGUUUCACAACAGGUGACCCCCACCCCUCCGCCAAAAUCCGGCUAUUAGAUGUGACCACGAGGUUGAUAAGGCGAAGCCACCAUGUCUUAAACACAGACGGGCCCUCUGGAGCCCUAUCUCCCCACCCUGGCCAAUCUUCCUCCUCCCUCAUCCACCACCUUACCCCUUACCCAAUCCCCAUCCCUCUCCCAGACUUCCCUGGACAUGUGAGGGACAGGCUACCUAACCCUGGCUCCCCACUGGCACAUCCUUCCCCUCCCUCAGGAGAGAUGACCCUGCAGAAGCACCAGCCGCUGAGUGGUGGUAGUGGUGGGGUGAUGGGUUCAGACCGGGACCUGCACUCCACUGCUUCCUCCAUCUCCCUGCCCUCGGUGAAAAAGGCCCCCAAGAAGAGGCGCCUCUCUUUGACGUCUCUUUUCAGACGGCGAGGAUGGGAGCCCAAAUCAGGGCGCCAAAGGUCCCGAGAGCUCCAGCAACCUGGACCUAGUAGCCUUGGAGGGGUGGAUGGCAUCGCCAGCAUCGAGAGCAUCCACUCUGAGAUGUGUAAUGACAAGAACUCUGCCUUCUUCUAUGUGGCUGGGACCGGAGCUGCCUCUGCCUCUGCUGCUGCUGCUGCUGCCACCACCUCAUCUGCCUCAGGGCCUUCUUCCUCUACCUCCUCCUCUUCCUCCACCUCAAGGGGAGGGGGUGGGGUGGGAGCAGAGCUACUGGAGUGCCCGCUGUGCCUUCUGCGCCACUCAAGGGAGAACUUCCCUGACAUCAUGACCUGUCACCACCGGUCCUGCAUCGACUGCCUGCGCCAGUACCUGCGCAUUGAAAUCUCAGAGUCACGGGUCAACAUCAGCUGCCCAGAGUGCUCAGAGCGCUUCAACCCGCACGACAUCCGCAUGAUAUUGAGUGAUCGGGCACUCAUGGAGAAAUAUGAGGAGUUCAUGCUGAGGAGAUGGCUUGUGGCUGACCCUGACUGCCGCUGGUGCCCUGCACCAGACUGUGGAUAUGCAGUGAUAGCCUUCGGCUGUGCCAGCUGUCCUAAGAUCACGUGCGGCAGGGAGGGCUGUGGUACUGAGUUCUGUUACCACUGUAAGCAGCUGUGGCAUCCCAACCAAACCUGUGAUGCAGCACGGCAGCAGAGAGCGCAAAGCCUGCGCCUGAGGACCGUCCGCUCAUCCUCCCUCAGCUAUAGUCAAGAGAGCGGAGCUGCAGCUGAUGACAUCAAGCCAUGUCCGCGUUGUGCUGCUUACAUCAUCAAGAUGAAUGAUGGAAGCUGUAACCACAUGACCUGCGCCGUCUGCGGCUGUGAGUUCUGUUGGCUCUGUAUGAAGGAAAUCUCAGACCUGCACUACUUGAGUCCAUCAGGCUGUACUUUCUGGGGAAAGAAGCCAUGGAGCAGGAAGAAGAAGAUCCUGUGGCAACUGGGAACACUUGUGGGGGCCCCUGUCGGCAUCGCACUCAUAGCCGGCAUAGCUAUUCCCGCCAUGAUUAUCGGCAUCCCUGUUUAUGUGGGAAGGAAGAUCCAUAACCGCUACGAAGGCAAAGAUAUUUCCAACCACAAGAGGAACCUGGUGAUUGCUGGUGGGGUGACGCUCUCCGUCAUUGUGUCACCAGUGGUAGCUGCAGUCACUGUCGGCAUCGGCGUUCCAAUCAUGCUUGCGUAUGUCUAUGGUGUGGUGCCCAUCUCUCUGUGCCGUAGCGGAGGUUGUGGCGUCUCAGCUGGGAAUGGCAAAGGAGUUCGUAUAGAGUUUGAUGAUGAAAAUGACAUGAAUGUUGGCAGUGGGGCAGCUGCCACUGACACUACAUCCGUGGCAGACACAAGGAACAACCCCAGUAUAGGUGAGGGCAGUGUUGGGGGGUUGACGGGCAGCCUGAGUGCCAGUGGCAGCCACAUGGACCGUCUGGGCGCCAUCAGGGACAACCUGAGUGAGACGGCCUCCACCAUGGCCUUGGCUGGAGCCAGCAUCACUGGCAGCCUCUCAGGCAGUGCCAUGGUCAACUACCUGAACAGGCUGGAGGUGCAGGCUGAUGUGCAGAAGGAACGCUGUAGUCUCAGCGGUGAAUCUGGCACCGUCAGCCUUGGUACAAUCAGUGACAAUGCUAGCACCAAAGCAAUGGCUGGAUCCAUUCUUAACGCCUACAUGCCCCUAGACAGAGAUGGGAACAGUAUGGAGGUCCAGGUUGACAUUGAAUCCAAACCUAGCAAACGACGGCACCACAGCGGCAGCAGCAGUAUAGAUGACGGUAGCCACGUUGGCCGCUGUGGCUGGACCUGCCCUUCUAAUGGCUGCACCUCCUCAGAAGGCAAAGGAACCUCUACCAAGUGGGCCAAAGAGGCCUCUUGCUGCUCCUCCACCAGCUGCGGGGGAAAAAAGAGUAAAGGCAAGCUACGCAAGAAAGGCUGCGGAGGCACAAAGAUCAACGAGACGCGGGAGGACAUGGAUGCUCAGCUGCUGGAGCAGCGCAGCACCAACUCCUCCGAGUUCGAUUCUCCUUCACUGAGCGGCAGCCUGCCCUCGGUGGCUGACUCCCACUCCAGCCACUUCUCUGAGUUCAGUUGCUCCGAUCUGGAAAGCAUGAAGACGUCCUGUAGCCAUGGCUCCGGUGGAGGCGAUUACAACAUGCGCUUUGCCACCGUCAGCCCCUUACCUGAGGUGGAGAAUGACCGUCUGGAAACCUGCCCCACUUCUUCAUCGUUCUCGUCCCAGGAACAAGGAGCUGUGAUCACACCCCACUCCCCCACAUCCACCUCCUCUUCCCUGGGCCAGGGCACAGAGCUCUCGCCCCUCUGCUUCAUCACAGAAGAGAAUGUCAACCUGGUGUGUCAGGCUGAGCUGGACAGCAAAACUGGAGAGCAGCUUAAAGAAACCAACAACAACCACCACCGACCGCAACAAAUCCAGCAGCAGCCCAAGAACUCCUGUAUACAGACUGAAAUCUAAAAUCUCAAUACCUUAAGUGCUGCACAGAUGCUGUUUUUAUUCAACAUCCUGUCCUCCACUAAAUUAACAAUCAGCUUACACUUUAGCCUGCAUUUUCUGGUACUCCCUUGUAAAGGGAACAUGUUAUUUGGGGAUUUGUGUCCUUCAUGAAAAAACGUUUUAGUAAAAUAGAACUCUGUGCCCACUGAGUGUUGAAAGGCUCGCUGGAAGUAUUAAAAGGUUACCAAAGUGCAGCCAUGUGAGAAUAGUUAAGGUUGUGAAUGCUGGUGUUUCUCCCUGUGUGGCCUGCAGACUGCUGACACAUUUCUGACAGUUCACCUUCUAGCCACUUGUAACAGAAGACAGCACACUCAUUUAGAUCUGUGUAGGUUAUGAUAAAACCACGGUGCCAGUUUUGCUACUAUUUGAUUCUGGCUUUUUAAUGCAGAUGCAACACCAUGCAGUAAUCUUAAUGUUUCAGUUCUUGAGGUUGACAACAACAGGGACCAGGCAAUGUGACUCACUAGUUCCUCUUUUUUUUUUCUUUUCAAAAAUGUAUAAGUCGCAGAGGAGCCUUUGUGCUCCUGUCUGUAUUUAUUAUUAGUUUCUUUCUCACCUGGAUGUAUAAUUAUAAUGACUGAGCUCAACAUUGUUAAACAGUUUAGCACUAAAACGGACCUGUAACACAUCCAAUGGUAUCUUUAGAUGUAUGCACAGAUGGCUGUAGACCCUUUGUGGGAAGUGGUGCUUGGCAGCCUGGUAUCCACUGAGUUUUGACCUGUAGCCUGAAAACCCUUAUAUGUGCUUUUAGUGCUAAGAAGACUCUGGGAGCUCAGGCUUUGUUUAGUUCUGUGAAAAGCUUUUGAUGAUAGGUUUGGGGGGUGAGCGUUGAUUUGAGAGAAGGUCUCUGGAAGGCCACAGUUGUCCAGAUAUUAUAUUAACAUUAACCAAUGGGUUGGUCAGUUCUUCAAAAUUAUGAUUUUUUUUACUUUUCAAAGGUGAUUUAUUCAAGCUGAUGGUCUCGCCUCACUGAGUAAGAGAGAGCUUCGAUAUCUUUCUUUGUAAACUCAUGGUGCCUUUAAGAAGUUGUUUGUGUUGUUUGUGUCUCUCUCUCCACUGUGUCUUCAAGACUCCAAACAGCAACUUAUUGUAGGUUACAGAAUGUCUAUCUGUGUAGGGGUUAUGCAUUUACAUACAGAACAUACUGUGGUAGACAUGGUAAAUGAAAACUUUUCAAUUGCCUACCAAAGACAGCACUCAGGCUCUUGUUAAAUCUCAUACCUUUGACUUGUCAGCUGUACACAGUGUGGUGCAUCCUUUUACACCAGGAGAUGAAUGAAGACAAGACCCAGGAUUAUACCGACAUGCAGAACGCUGUUUCAUACACGCUUCACUAAUGCUACGCAAAUAACUGAGGCUGCACAACAGCCAAAGGCACCUGCACUGUUUACUCUAUUUCUUAUUACAUUGAUAUUCUGCAAUGCACAAGGUUGAUAGGGAUACAUAGUUUUGUUUUGGGUUACCUUCUCCUACUGAUUUUCCUGUGAUUCUUGUUGGCAAUCGGUGCUGCUGAGCAGACUUGAAGUCAAAAUCGGUUUCCAGCACUUUUCCCUCUUACAGAGUGUUUUGCUGAUGCCUGUCUUUACAGCUCAGUGGUCAGCUCUAUUGAGGCCACUGAGUCGGAUCAGGUGAACCUCUACCAGGUAGGUAAAAGCAGCCUGAAUGGUAUUUUGACUCUAGGCUGUUACUGAUUGAGUCCUCAAUUUGGUUGGGUGGAUAAGGCUACAAUCUGCAGUCCUCCCUGAAUCCAUACAAAAACAUUAUCUGUUUAUCAUUCUUCACCGAAACAAAAACCUGUUAUUCAUUCUAAUUUGAACACCAGUGCCAGAUAUAAUUUGUAAUUUGUGCAGAAUGGCUUAAGGUAAUUGUAUAUUUGUUUGGUAAUUUGCUUUACUAUAUGCGUGUAAAUGCAUAUCAGAAAAAUAAAAUAUGAUAUAUGA
This is a messenger RNA of Hippoglossus stenolepis (Pacific halibut), 4921 nucleotides long. RefSeq names its product E3 ubiquitin-protein ligase RNF19A. The record is from RefSeq and is a predicted model, not a curated record. The coding region runs from base 279 to 2942 and encodes 887 amino acids. NCBI's taxonomy places the organism in Eukaryota, Metazoa, Chordata, Actinopteri, Pleuronectiformes, Pleuronectidae. Gene Ontology annotation, biological process: positive regulation of proteasomal ubiquitin-dependent protein catabolic process; protein polyubiquitination; ubiquitin-dependent protein catabolic process. Gene Ontology annotation, molecular function: ubiquitin protein ligase activity; ubiquitin conjugating enzyme binding; zinc ion binding. Gene Ontology annotation, cellular component: cytoplasm; ubiquitin ligase complex. The transcript has 9 exons.